CAGUCACACACACACUUCUACACGCCGCAAGAAAGUCUGUGCCUUUAAAGUUAACCCAAACCCAAUCCCCAAUCACCAUAGCUUGCGCCUCCAAGCAAAAGCAAAGAAACAAUUACAAUCCAAAGAAAACCAAAGAUUCCCAAUAACAGCAACCAAUCUACACAGCUAAGAUACCUAACCUUCUGUUUCUUCUUUUUAAUCACCCUCUCGAAAUUUCGCAAGAUCUGCAAAUUCUUGGGCAAAUCUUGGAGAUUAAAUAUGGGCAGUUUAUCGGCAUCAUCGGCAGUGAUUCAAGGGAAGCAAAAGCCUGAGAUCUGUUUCUGCAGAACAAGAGAGUCUGCCGGAAUCAAGAACAAGACCCAAUCCACAGUUCCUGUGGCAAGGCUAUUUGGGCCAGCCAUAUUUGAAGCAUCAAAGCUAAAGGUUCUGUAUUUGGGUGUUGAUAAGGAGAAGCACCCAGAAAAGAUUCCAAGAACAUACACACUAACACACAGUGACAUAACUUCCAAGCUCACCCUUGCCAUCUCCCAAACCAUAAACAAUUCCCAGUUGCAAGGGUGGUAUAACAGGUUGCAGAGAGAUGAGGUGGUUGCAGAGUGGAAGAAGGUGAAGGGGAAAAUGUCACUCCAUGUCCAUUGCCACAUAAGUGGAGGCCAUUUCUUGCUUGAUCUUUGUGCUAGGCUUAGGUACUUCAUCUUCUCCAAAGAACUCCCUGUGGUUUUGAAGGCUUUUGUCCAUGGAGAUGAGAGCUUGUUGAAGAAUCACCCGGAACUACAGGAAGCUUCGGUCUGGGUAUACUUCCACUCCAACCUGCCGGAAUUCAACAAGGUGGAGUGCUGGGGCCCGCUAAAGGAGGCUGCCGCCCCUCCGCAUCGGCGGCCUUUCAAUGCCGCUGCCUCCGGCGACGUGCCGAAGCCGUGCCCGGAAGUUUGCGAUUGCUGCUUCCCGGUGACGAGUUCGAUUCCGUUGUCGAAUCCCACUGCGGGCCCGCCCCCGCAGUUAGAGGGCUUUCCAGAUUCUUCUACGUAGCACCUAUAUAUUUAGAUGAUGAUUAUCUUGAAGCUGUGGACGAAAAAGUGGUGGGGGA
Molecule: messenger RNA, 1087 nt
Organism: Cuscuta campestris
Lineage: Eukaryota; Viridiplantae; Streptophyta; Magnoliopsida; Solanales; Convolvulaceae
Source: the annotation of a GenBank genome assembly